Melitaea cinxia (Glanville fritillary) is the source of this 3387-nucleotide messenger RNA. RefSeq lists its product as uncharacterized. The coding region runs from base 1 to 3387 and encodes 1128 amino acids. Gene Ontology annotation, molecular function: nucleic acid binding; zinc ion binding; aspartic-type endopeptidase activity. The record is from RefSeq and is a predicted model, not a curated record. Gene Ontology annotation, biological process: proteolysis; DNA integration. NCBI's taxonomy places the organism in Eukaryota, Metazoa, Arthropoda, Insecta, Lepidoptera, Nymphalidae. The transcript is spliced from 3 exons.
AUGGCGCUUGCAGGGGGAAGUGCAAUGAUAAUACAAGAGUUUUCCACGGCUAAGUGCACAUUUAAAGUAUACAAGCAAGUGUUUGAAAAUAAAAUGAAAAUACACAACAUAGACGAGGCAAAAUGGCCCCAGUAUUUAAUUUCAUGUAUAGGCUUCGAUAUUGUAACAUUGCUGACAGAAUUAUGUUUUCCGUCUAGUCUGGACAGCAAAAACUAUAAACAAUUAGUUGAGCUCAUUGAAAGACAUAUCGAACCAACUCAGUCAGAAAUUACAGAAACAUACAAAUUUAUGAAAAGAGUACAAUUGCCUAAUGAAUCCAUUGCAGAGUUCGUGGCGGCCCUUAAAAAGCUUGCCCAAACGUGUAAUUUCGGGGCACAUCUGGAAAGAUCAUUGAGAGAUAAAUUUGUUCAUGGCUUACGAUAUGAGAAUAUUGUAAAAAGACUCUUUAAUGAAGAUAAAUUAACUUUCACGACAGCGGUGAACAUAGCUAUAGGGAUGGAGCUGGCUGAGAAAGGGGCGAGGCUGAUUACGCACGGCCAAGAAGAAGCAGAGGUGCAGAAGGUGUCUCAUCAAAAAGAAAGUAAAGAGACGGUGAAGGUGAAAUGUCAUUGUUGUGGUAAGCUGGGACAUAUAAAACCGAAGUGUAAGUUCAGAGAAGAAGAAUGUUACAAAUGUCAUAAGAAGGGGCAUAUUGCGAGUGUCUGCCGAGCCCAGGUUAAUCUACAUAAGAGGUUUCCGUCAAGAAAAGUAAAGGAGGUAAAUAAAGAUGAAUUUUCAGUGUUACAGGUUAAAAGCAGUGUGUAUUCAGAAAAGGAAAAUUGUGAUUACGGGUUAGAGUUACUAUUUUAUCAAAAUGAAGAUAGUGUAAAGGUUAAUAAAGUAACAUUAAUUGACGAAAAGUGUCCAGAUCCCUGGAAUAUUUCACUAAAUGUUAAUAAUGUUGAUAUUUUAUUUCAAAUUGAUUACGGGUCAGAUGUAACAUUAAUACCUGAGUUUUUAUAUAAAUCACUACUGCCAAAUGUAAAAGUAUCAAAUUGUUUUUCAAAAAUAACUGGUUAUGGAGGUCAAUAUAUAACAGUGAUCGGUAAAACUCAAGUAUUAGUUAAAAAUAAAAAUAAAGAUUAUUUGGCUCCAUUAAUUAUUGUGAAAGAAGGUAAGAAACCUUUGUUAGGUAGAGAUUGGCUCAGUGUAAUAAAAAUUGAUUGGAAUAGUUGUAAGAAGCAGUGUAAUAAUAUUGAAAGGGAGAAAUCUGAAAUUAAAAAGUUAGUGGAUAAGUAUAGGGACAUAUUUUCAGGGGUCCCUGGGGAAAUUAAAGGUGCAGUAGGUACUUUAAAAUUAAAAGAAAAUGUAACUCCUAUAUCUUGUAAGCCUAGGCGUGUUCCUUAUGCGUUAGAAAAUCUGGUAAAAGGGGAACUAGAUAAAUUAUGUAAAGAGGGUAAAAUGUGUAAGGUUGAUAAAUCUGAGGUGGUGACAUGGGCGACGCCUAUUGUUAGUAUCAUAAAAGGGCCUAAGAAUAUAAGAAUUUGUGGUGACUAUAAGGUGACUAUUAACCCUUAUCUUGAGAUGCCACAUCAUCCAAUCCCGAUCAAUAAAGAAAAAACAGUGCUAAUGUCUUCACAAUUAGAAUAUUGUGGACAUGUUAUUGACAAAGAGGGAGUUCACAAAACACCUGAGCAUGUUAGGGCUAUCUUGGAGGCACCACAACCUAACAAUGUAAAGGAAUUGCGAAGUUUUCUUGGUACUAUUAAUUUUUAUCAUAAGUUUUUAAAGAAUGCAGCAGAUAAUUUAAAACCAUUGUACCAGUUACUUAAAAAUUCUGGAAAAUGGGAGUGGGGAAAAGAACAAGUAGAAGCAUAUGAAUGGGCCAAGAAAGCUAUUGCAUCAGACCAAGUAUUAGUUCAUUAUAACCCUGAGUUGCCGGUGAUAUUGAGUUGUGACGCUUCAAGGACAUCUCAAAAUAAUGCUGCAGCUGAUUUCCCUUCUAGGUUACCGAUUAAAAAUAGUAGUGAAGAUGAUAAAAGUUAUUUGGAGGGCAACAUCAACAGCAUUGUUUUGGAUAACCCGCCAGUAACAUUAACUGAUGUAGCUAAGCAUACUCAAAGAGAUCCUGUGUUAAGUAAAGUUUUUACAUAUUUAAGGGAAGGUUGGCCAAAAAUUAUUGAUAAGGAAUUGCUUAAUUAUAAAGGAAAAGAGAGAGAGCUAUAUUUGAUUAAAGAUUGUAUUAUUUGGAGAGACAGAAUUGUAAUACCUAAUAGUUUGAAAUCUAAAGUUCUGAUAGAAUUACAUGCUGGUCAUUUGGGCAUUAAUAAAAUGCAAGCUUUAGCAAAUAGUUGUUUUUGGUGGCCCAACAUUAGUAAUGACAUUAAGAAUAUUACAAGUAAUUGUGAAGGAUGCAUCCAAAACAGGAAUUUACCACCCUUAAAACAUUUACAUAACUGGGAAUGGCCUAAUGAGCCAUGGAAACGUCUUCAUGCAGAUUUUGCUGGUCCAUUUAGGGGACAUAUGUGGUUAAUUGUUAUGGAUGCACACUCGAAAUGGCCUGAAGUAGCCAAAAUGAAAUUGACUACCUCGAGUGCCACUAUAAAAUGUCUACGCAGUAUGUUCGCUAGAUUUGGCCUUCCUGAGCAGUUUGUUACCGAUAAUGGUCCACAGUGGACAUCGGCUGAGUUCAUUACAUUUUGUAAGAAUAAUAAUAUCAGACAUAUUUGUACUGCUCCUUAUCAUCCAGCGAGCAAUGGCUUAGCGGAGAGGGGAGUGCAAACAUUUAAAAAGGCCAUGCUGGCACAGACAUUUAAUAACAAGGACUUGGAUCAUAGUGUUCAGCAGUGGUUGUUGGCUUAUCGUUCGGCUCCACAUGCUACCACAGGUAGAGCACCUUGUGAGUUGAUGUUGGGCAGGCAAUUGCGUACGCGUUUAUCUUUAAUUAAGAAAGAUGUAAUUAUUCCUCGCCGGUCUGUUUGUAAUAAGCCAGUUAAACAAUAUUUACCUGGUGAUAAAGUACUUGUAGCAUCUUAUGAUAAGUCAAGGAAAUGGUUAGAAGGUAUUAUUGACCGACCGGUUGGAAAUGUAAUGUAUGAUGUAAAUACUGAUAGAGGUAUACUUACCAGAAAUGUCACUCAAUGUUUGCCUAGAAAUUCACGUGCCGAUCAAGACGAGUCUAAUAACACUCAAGAUAUGAUAGAGAAUGACAUUCCUGGUAAUGAGGUUAGUAUAAGUGCAACAUCUGAGGGCGAAUUGGAGACUUCUAAUAAUUCGACUAAUAGUUCAAAUGCUUUUAAUAAUAAUAAGAAAGAUUCAGUUAGUAUUCCUAAAUCUCCAAUUAGUAUUCAGACUGAAGUUAAAAGGAGUGGGCGUAUGCGUAGGCCAGUGCAGCGUCUUAAUUUGUAA